AUGCCCAAAAUACGAGGCUGCCCGUGGGCGCUGCUGUAUCGCUCUCCAGCUGACACUUCACACGAGGAGCCCGGCACGCUACAAAACCCUAAAGUAGGGCAUUCAUUUCUGCUCCUCUGUGGCCUGGAGAGUGCUAUCAGCUGCCCUGCCAAGUGUGUGUGCUACAGUGAGCCCAGGCCCACUGUGGCCUGCCAACAACAAGGACUGUUUUCCAUCCCUACUGAGAUCCCCGUGCGGAGCCAGCGGAUAUUCCUCCAGAGCAACAAGCUGACGGUGGUGAGGUCCACCAGCUUCAGCUCUUGCCACAAUCUUACCGUUCUCUGGCUCUACUCCAACAACAUCAGCUACAUCGAGGCAGGGGCCUUUUACGGCUUGGAGAGGCUGGAGGAACUGGACAUUGGGGACAACAGCAACCUCCGCACCAUCAGCCCUACAGCCUUCCGUGGCUUAACUAAGCUGCACACCCUCCACCUGCACAGGUGUGGUCUGUCAGAGCUCCCUGUUGGGGUUUUCCGAGGAAUGUUCUCCCUACAGUACCUUUACCUGCAGGACAAUUACAUUCUAACCCUGCAUGAUGACACCUUUCUAGAUCUUGCCAAUCUCACGUAUCUCUAUCUGCACAAUAACAAGAUCAAGAUAGUAACAGACAACAUGUUGCGAGGCUUAAUCAAUCUGGAUCGGCUGCUGCUACACCAGAACCGGGUAAUCUUUGUCCAACCUAGGGCUUUUACUGAUCUUGGUAAGCUGAAAUCCCUGUUCUUGUUCUUCAACAAUCUCACUGUCUUGACAGGAGAGACUAUGGACGCGCUGGUGUCUCUCCAAUAUUUGCGUUUAAACGGGAACCAGUGGAUCUGUGAUUGCCGGGCGAGGACCUUGUGGGACUGGUUCAAACGUUUCAAAGGUUCAAGCUCUGAGUUGGAGUGCAAUGUUCCUGAGUUCCUGGCAGGGAAGGACCUGAAACGACUGAAGAGUGAAGAUUUGGAGGGCUGUGUGGAGACGCCUCAAAUCCAGACCAAUCUCUUCAGCUCCAAGGGGCAGAGUGGGAAAUUCUCCUCAACUGAAAAUCCUCUCGGAGACACCGUUCCCAGGUGUUGCCUUGGAGAUAACGACAAGUCCUCUAUCCUGUCUGGCAAGAGCCGCCAAAUCACCAACAACCCCCUCAAGGAAAAGGAGAACAUGUCUAAGACUAAAUAUAAGGAGCCGGAACGAACGAAAAAUGAGACCCAGAAUAAGCAGAAUGACGGACCACUGGGAACCUUGUCCAACACCCUGGACAAGUCUUUGGAAAAUCUAAACCCUGAUCUUAUAGACAAUCUGGAGUCAUCUACAGCGUCAAACAAAAAGAAAAAGAAGUGUUCCAAAAAGCCCAAAUCAGACGCCCACUGCAUCAAAAGCCGGGGUUCUACACUGCAAAUGCUGCGCCCUCUCUUCAUUCCCAUGAUCUGGAUAUCUCUAGCCAUGUCUUAG
Molecule: messenger RNA, 1467 nt
Organism: Anoplopoma fimbria (sablefish)
Lineage: Eukaryota; Metazoa; Chordata; Actinopteri; Perciformes; Anoplopomatidae
Gene: rtn4r
Product: reticulon 4 receptor
Exons: 3
Coding region: 1-1467 (488 amino acids)
Cellular component (GO): plasma membrane
Molecular function (GO): protein binding
Source: RefSeq, a predicted model, not a curated record